This is a messenger RNA of Solea solea (common sole), 2386 nucleotides long. It is a transcript of the gene timp2a, whose product is annotated as TIMP metallopeptidase inhibitor 2a. The transcript has 5 exons. Gene Ontology annotation, molecular function: metalloendopeptidase inhibitor activity; protease binding. Lineage: Eukaryota; Metazoa; Chordata; Actinopteri; Pleuronectiformes; Soleidae. The coding region runs from base 288 to 950 and encodes 220 amino acids. Gene Ontology annotation, biological process: negative regulation of membrane protein ectodomain proteolysis; negative regulation of endopeptidase activity. Gene Ontology annotation, cellular component: extracellular matrix. The record is from RefSeq and is a predicted model, not a curated record.
CAGUGAGGAAAACACUCCAGUGAAGACACACAUCAGCUGACUCUGGCUAGAGUAGGACCAAGACUCACCGAGCUCAUCCGUGUCACCUCACCUCAGUCCCGGAGCUUAGCGAGCGGACACUCCGCUGUUGUUGACGUCGCCAGGAAAAAGAAGAAGGAAAAAAAACAGGAGGGGGAGACGCUGUUACUGCUGCUGCUGCUGCUGCUGGAUCCUCACUGCAACGCAUUUGAUCUGCGCAGCGACAAAGAGACAGAAGACAGACAUCACCACACCAGUGUUUACCAAAAAUGCCGUUUUCAGUGAACGGCGUUCUGUGCACGCUGGCGCUGCUGCUCCUGUGGAGGGCGGAGGAGCUGGCGGAGGCUUGCAGCUGCGCUCCGGUGCAUCCGCAACAGGCGUUCUGCAACGCCGAUGUAGUGAUUCGAGCAAAGGUGGUGGGGGAGAGAGAAGUGGACACAGGGAACGAUAUCUAUGGAAACCCCAUCAAGAGGAUCCAGUAUGAGGUCAAACAGAUUAAGAUGUUCAAGGGUCCAGACCAGGACAUCGAGACUGUCUUCACAGCUCCUGUGUCUGCUGUCUGUGGCGUCACCCUGGAUGCCACUGGCAAGAAGGAGUACCUGAUCUCAGGCAAGGCCGAGGCCAGUGGGAGCAUGCAUGUGACCCUGUGUGAUUAUAUCAUGCUCUGGGACUCCUUGAGCGCGACCCAGAAGAAGAGCCUUAGCCAGCGCUACCAGAUGGGCUGUGAAUGCAAGAUUGUGCGCUGCCCCUCUCUGCCCUGUGAGAUCUCAGCACCCGAGGAGUGUCUGUGGACGGACCUGAUGAUCGAGAAGCAGGUGCACGGACGCCAGGCCAACCACUACGCCUGCGUGAAGAGGGCGGACGGCUCCUGCUCCUGGUACCGUGGUGUUGCACUGCCUAAGAAGGAGUUCCUGGACACCGAGGACCCUUAAAGUCGCUCGGCACGUCUGACUGCCCACUGCACAGCCUGACGAAAAUAAAUGUAAACAAUUCCAUUGAAAUGAAAUGUAACGGCAUCAGGCAAAAGUGAUUUUUGAUAUCGAAGGAAAGUUAAUGUGACUUAAAUAUCUGCUGCUCUGAAAACAAUCUUUAGCCUCUCGAGGUCGAGGUUGUUCUCAGACACAGCGACUAUGUUGAAACAAAUUUAAGAAAAGGAAAAAAAAGAAGCAUCAUGAGACAUAGACUGGUCAAGUGAUGAUGUAACUUCCUCCUGAGGCUGGCGUCAGGAGGAUAUAAAUUCUCGUUGAGACAGAGCACUUCCUGCCCGGCAAAGCUCUUAAACAGCUCUGCUCUCAGACUCCAAAAUCAAUCCCUAUCUACGGAUGAUCAUCCGUUACCCAUCGUGUUUCUACUUUUAUUACCUCAUUCUCCAUUUUAUUCCAAAGCCAAAAUUCCAAGUUGCCUUUUUUUGACACGAUUGUCUCCCUUUCUCCGAACACUUUUAAGUUACUGCUUCUCUCAUCUUUUCUGCUGGGAACUGUUUGGCCACCAGUGACACCGGGCGCCGCGCAGCAUGUUUGAUCGAUCCAUUUUUUCUUUCUUCCUUCACAAUUCAUCUCGCAUGACUGAUUUUUUUUUUCUUUUGACGUGUUUUUCUUGUAGUGAAUUUUAACAGCAGCCUGCGACUGUCGCAGGCCUCACUGGACCAGUCUAUGCUGUGUGAAGAUGAACGCUCCAAAUUUAAACCUGCCUGUGAGGUUAAAAAACAAAAAAACAACAACAACAAAAAGAAAAAGACUUCACUGCCCCACAGUUCAACCAGAAAACGCCCAAAUUCCUCUCCUCCUCCUUUCUUCUUCUUCGUCACAUCUACACCUCUCUCCCUUGUUGUCUACACUAAGUAGCUGUACAGUACCUAUGCAUAUACUUUUGUUGUUACUUGAUAAUAAUUAUUAUUAUUUACUGCGUUAGAACUAGAUUUGCACUUUUUUGAGGAUGAGUUCCAGUAAAGACAAGAGCCUAAACACUCUGAUGUGACAGUAUUAUCUUUUGCCCAGACGGACAGACAGACUGACAGAUCCACCUCAGGUGCAGAUUUAGCCUAUUGUUUUUUUUUUGUUUUUUUUUUUUAAAUGCUUUUUCGGUGAUCCAUAUUCAGACUCACACAAUCUUAUUCUUGCUGCCUUUGGCAAACACCGGUGAAACAGUACUUGCAGUGAAAGAGUUGGAAAAACGGAAGAGUGGCGAACGAGAGGUGCGGAUGUAUGAGGGAUCUUUGAUGUGCGAAGGAGAAACAAGAAGAGGUUUUCUUUUUGGGAAGUUAUUUCAGUGUCUUUGUGUUUUCUGUCAAUUGCAGUCUCACGGUUUGCCGAUAUAUUCCCCACAGACAUUUCAUCUCACCACUAGUAACGUCUUUCCCCGCUUACUG